Molecule: messenger RNA, 7829 nt
Organism: Meleagris gallopavo (turkey)
Lineage: Eukaryota; Metazoa; Chordata; Aves; Galliformes; Phasianidae
Source: RefSeq, a predicted model, not a curated record
GUAAAUUGCUGCUAACAGUCUUUCUCCUGUUGACUUCCUGUACAGCUUUGAAGGAGACCAUGUGGAUUCAGCAAAAGCCUUGAGCACAUUUAUGGAGAUAGGCGAUUACCUGUUUGCAUUUAGCCCUCCCUCCUAACCCUGGAGAAGGACAGUGAAUGUUUAUGAACAUGAUUCGAAUCGCUGCACUGAAUGCAAGCUCCACAAUUGAGGAUGACUAUGAAGGUACCUUCAAAAGUCAUAAGACACAGACAAAGGAAGCACAAGAAGCAGAAGCUUUUGCUUUGUACCACAAAGCCUUGGACCUUCAGAAACAUGACCGCUUCGAAGAGUCUGCCAAAGCUUACCAUGAGCUGCUCGAGAUCCGUCUUCUGCGAGAGGCAGUUCUUUCUGGUGAUGAGAAAGAAGGGCUGAAACAUCCAGGCUUGAUGUUAAAAUAUUCCACCUAUAAGAACCUAGCACAACUGGCAGCACAACGGGAUGACCUAGAGACAGCCAUGGAGUUUUAUUUGGAGGCUGUAAUGCUAGACUCCACUGAUGUCAACCUGUGGUAUAAAAUUGGUCGUGUGGCAAUAAAACUCAUCCGCUUGCCUUUGGCUCGUCAUGCUUUUGAAGAAGGUCUCAGGUGUAACCCUGACCACUGGCCUUGUUUAGAUAACCUUAUCACUAUUUUGUACACACUCAGUGACUACCCAACAUGUUUGUACUUUAUCUGCAAAGCCUUGGAGAAGGAUUGUCUCUACAGCAAAGGAUUGGUUCUGAAGGAGAAGAUCUUUGAGGAGCAGCCUCUCCUCCGCAAAGAUUCCUUAAGGAUGUUCCUCAAAUGUGACAUGUCUAUCCAUAACGUAAAUGUGAGUACAGCUGAAACAGGAAGAAUCAUAGAUGAAGCUCUGGAGUUACGUAAGAAAAGACAGGCUUUGCUGGUGCAGGAGAGAGAACCGGACCUCAAGCUGAUCCAGCCAAUUCCCUUUUUCACAUGGAAGUGUUUAGGAGAAGCUUUACUUGCCAUGUAUCACCACCUCACAACAUGUGAUCCUCCUCGGCCCAGUCUGGGAAAGAGAAUUGAUCUCUCAGAAUACCGAGACCCUGUUCAGCAUUUGGUUCUUUCUCCUACCUCAACUCCUGUCAGUGUCAUUCAGCCAACUCCUGUCAGCACCACUGCAGUGGUGACAAUGCCAGAACCUGUGUUAGCUUAUACUCCCGUGACACCCAACUUUCCAAGCCACAGUCAGAAUUCAUUGGAACCAGGAGCUACUGUAGGUGAGCAAGGUGAUAUAUCUGCAGGAGAUAAAUCCAAGAAAGGGGUGAAGCGAAGAAGAAUUACAGAAGAUAGUGGUGAAACAGCAAAAAGGAGAUCUGCCAGAGUCCGGAACACGAAGUGUAAAAAAGAAGAGAAGGUUGACUUUCAAGAACUGUUGGUAAAAUUCCUUCCCUCCAGAUUAAGGAAAUUAGAUCCAGAGGAGGAGGAGGACCCUUUCAAUAACUAUGAGGUGCAGUCAGAGAUCAAAGAAGAAAAUUUCCAACAUGUUGGUCCUCAUAGAAUGUCAUUUGAUUCUACGACAUUCAUGGAAUCUGAGAAGCAGGAUGUUCAUGAAUUCUUGCUGGAUAACCUGAACAAUGGUGGUAUCUUGGAGCUGAUGAUGAGAUAUCUGAAGGUCAUCAGCCAGAAGUUCCUGGUGAAGUGGCCUCCUGGCUUGUCUGAGGUUGUGCUUAGUAUCUAUACUAGCUGGAGAAAGCACAGUACGAGCCUCCCCAAUCCAUUACUGAGGGACUCAAGUAAUCAGCAUAUCAAGGAUAUGAUGCUGAUGAGCCUUUCCUGCAUGGAACUGCAAUUAGAUCAGUGGCUGCUGGCAAAAGGGAAGAACUCUACAGUUUCUCCACGAAAUUGCCCUGCUGUCUCUGUGAAUGGAAAGUUUGGCUCUGACUUGCCAGGAAUUCAUUUCUUGGGAGACCUGCUACAGUUAUCGUUCGCGUCCUCGCAGCGAGAUUUAUUUGAGGAAGGCUGGAUGGAGUUUGUCACUCGGGUGUAUUGGCUGAAAGCUCGCUUUCUGGCGCUCCAGGGAGACAUGGAACAGGCACUUGAAAACUAUGAUAUUUGCACUGAAAUGCUGCAGAGCUCCACUACAAUGCAGCGUAAAGCUGGUGAUGACAGCAACAUCAUAAUACGAUUACCUAAUCUGCAUGUUGAUUCCGUAGUUUCUUUAGAAGAGAUUGAUAAAAACCUAAAAUCUCUGGAGAGAUGCCAGUCUUUGGAAGAGAUCCAGCGACUGUAUGAGGCAGGGGAUUAUACUGCAGUGGUGCAUCUGCUUCGCCCAACGUUAUGCUUUAGUGGAAGAGUCAAACAUCUGGAAUUUGUAACAUCCAUACCAGAGAGACCGGCACAGCUGCUUCUCCUACAGGACUCUUUGCUCAAGCUGCAAGAUUACAAGCAAUGCUUUGAAUGCUCAGAAGUUGCCUUGAAUGAAGCAAGUCAGCAGAUGAUGAAUAUGACGGCAGCCUCUGCUAAAGAAGAGUGGGUUGCUACAGUAACACAGCUGCUCAUAGGAAUAGAUAGUUCAUUAUCAUCAGACAACAGCAUCCUGAAAGAAUCUUCUGUAACAUCAAGCCUCGUUCGAUUAACAACCAACUUGAUUCAGAUCAUAGACUGCAGCAUGGCAGUCCAGGAAGAACCCAAAGAACCGUAUGUCUCCUCAGUUCUUCCAUGGAUCAUCCUACACAGGAUCAUCCAGCAUGAAGAAGAUGCUUUUCGAUCCCUUUGCUGCCAGCAGCAGCAGAACCAGGGUGAAGGAGUGAAUCCUGAUACUCCUAUGCUACCUUCUUCACUUAUGCUGCUGAACACUGCUCAUGAGUAUUUGGGAAGAAGAUCCUGGUGCUGCAACUCAGAUGGUGCUCUUCUCAAGUUCUAUGUGCAGGUACUAGAAAAAGAACUUGCAGCAUCCACUUCUGAAGAUACUCACCCAUACAAAGAAGAGCUGGAAACAGCUUUGGAGCAAUGUUUUUAUUGUUUAUAUGGUUUUCCUAGCAAAAAAAGCAAAGCAAGGUACCUAGAAGAACAUUCAGUACAGCAGGUGGAUCUCACGUGGGAAGAUGCCUUGUUUAUGUUUGAAUAUUUUAAGCCUAAAACUCUUCCAGAAUUUGACAGUUACAAAACCAGCACCGUUUCUGCUGACUUGGCCAACCUUUUAAAGAAGACUGCUACUAUUGUUCCUCGGACAGACAAACCUAUGCUGAGCCUAGAUACUGUGUCUGCCUAUAUCGAAGGAACAUGCAGCAAGGCGCCAUCUCUCCCAGAUGGUGCAGACUAUUCUCCACCAGUGGUGACUGAGUUGUAUUACCUUCUGGCAGACUACCACUUCAAGAAUAAAGAACAGUCCAAGGCCAUCAAAUUUUACAUGCAUGACAUUUGCAUUUGCCCAAACAGGUUUGAUUCGUGGGCAGGCAUGGCUCUGGCUCGAGCAAGUCGUAUUCAGGACAAGUUGAACUCUAAUGAACUGAAAAGUGAUGGCCCAAUCUGGAAGCAUUCUACUCCUGUCUUGAAUUGCUUCAAGCGAGCCCUCGAGAUCGACAGCUCUAAUCUCUCCCUGUGGAUAGAAUAUGGCACCAUUUCUUACGCCCUGCAUUCUUUUGCAUCUCGACAGCUUAAGCAGUGGAAAUCAGAACUCCCUCCUGAAGUUGUGCAGCAGAUGGAAGAACGCCGAGACAGCAUGUUGGAGACAGCCAAGCUGUGCUUUACGUCAGCAUCUCGCUGCGAGGGGGACGGCGACGAAGAGGAGUGGCUUAUUCACUAUAUGCUGGGAAAGAUUGCUGAGAAACAGAAACAGCCUCCCGUCGUCUAUCUGCUUCAUUACAAGCAGGCAGGUCAUUACCUGCACGAGGAGGCUGCCCGAUAUCCAAAGAAGAUUCACUACCAUAAUCCACCAGAACUUGCCAUGGAAGCACUGGAGGUGUACUUCCGACUUCAUGCUUCUAUUUUGAAACUUGUGGGGAAGCCAGAUUCUGGAGUAGAUGCGGAGAUAUUACUUAGCUUCAUGAAAGAAGCUUCUGAGGGACCUUUUGCCAGGGGUGAGGAAAAGAACACCCCAAAAGCUACAGAAAAGGAAAAAGCUUGCAUGGUUGAUGAAGACUCUCACUCUUCAGCUGGAACAGUGCCAGGCCCUGGGACUUCCCUGCCCUCAUCCUCUGGUCCAGGUCUGACAUCCCCACCUUACACAGCCACUCCAGUUGACCACGAUUACGUCAAAUGUAAAAAACCCUGUCAGCAGGCAACGCCGGACGAGAGGAGUCAGGAUAGCACUGCAGCAGUGCUGUCUGACUCCAGUUCCACACAGGAUAUGUUUAAUGAGCCUGCCAGUUCUCAAGACAGCCUGAGGAAGUCUUACACAGAGAAGAGGAUUACUACUGCCUGUGCUGAUGCCGUGAUGCCCAGCAAGGAGAUCCUGGGAUCUACUGAGGAGAAGAUUACAGGAAAAUCAGAAGAGCUGCUGGAGAGCUCAGAAUCUUACCACGCUGUUGAGCCUGCUGGCCAGAAAGUUCUGGUGGACCCUCAGCCUGCUUCUGGCAAUCCCUCCAAAACUGCAAUCCCCCCACCCUCGCAAUGGGACUGGAAGAAGAAAGCUGAAACGUGUGGAGAUGGAUCUGAAUUCCCUCAGGGUCUUCCAGCAGACCUCGAGGAGCAGCGGAAGUUCCUGACAGAGCAGUGUGUUGCCUCCUUCUGCUUGUGUCUCAGCCGCUUUCCUCAGCACUACAAGAGCCUCUACAGACUGGCUUAUCUGUACACUUACAGCAAAACGCACAAGAACCUGCAGUGGGCCCGUGAUGUGCUGCUGGGCAGCGGCGUGCCCUGGCAGCAGCUGAAGCACAUGCCUGCACAGGGGCUCUUCUGCGAGAGGAACAAGACCAAUUUCUUCAAUGUAAGUCUGUACCGUUGAUAAACAUAUCCUUAAUUUCUCAGCUAUCAUUUUAACACCUGUUUCUCUUUUGAAAGACUUAUGAAAGGAUGGUAAUGUAAAAUUUGGGAAAGGCAUGUUAAAUGAGCUACAUAAUUAGUGAACAAAAAGGCAGAACUGUAGAAUAGAGGUUUCUGCUGGGUUUUCUCCUCAUGGAGGGCAACACAUGAGAGGGUUGUUUCUGAUGAGCUUGAAUAUGUUGAGAGGUGUCAGCACUUCUGUUACACAUCAUUUACCAUGUACUUAAUGGCUGAGAACUCUCUAAAAAUUAUAAUUCUAUCAAUUGUAAUUAUCCUCUUGUUUACUCUUUCUCAAAUGGACUUUUAGUUCUCAAGUUCAACAAGUAGUGCCAGUUGCUCUCAGAAAUCUCAGGAGCUGGAAGGAGCUCUUGCAUUCUGCUUUUAUAUUUUAGCUCAGAAAAAGAACAUUUCCAAGCCACACAGCACAGCAGCAGUGCUGUCUAAUAGACUGUCCCUGUGUAUGUGAUAUAUUUUAGUCUACGUGGUGGUCUCUGCUUCUCUGGGUAACGUAGGAAAUCAUACUUAUGAGACUUCUAUGUGCACUUACGUACCAAAUUCCCUGCUGCAACUGAGGCCCAAUGCACUGCUGUUGUCUUCCAGUAUCUGUGGCUUCUCUGUGCUGUGUUCUAGUUUUUUGUGCUCUUUUGUGAUAGGAUUCUGUAACCGUUCUGUGGCUUGUGGUGUGUGGGAAGGACCUAGAAAUGUUCUGUUUGUUUCUGGACUAUGAUGUGGUUUCUUGUGAUUGCAGUGACAGAAUUUUGCCUCUGCAUACCCAUGCAAUGCUAUAGCCUAGCUUGAUAUUUUGAUUCAUCUGAAAUUUAUUUCCAUUUUAUACUUGUUAACAUCUGUCUUCAUCUUUGCUGUAUGUUGUGUUAGUUAGCACCUCUGCACGAACUUCUUGUGCUUUCCUCUGCUUACAGUCCCUCAGUUGGGCUGAACAACUAAGGGAUAUCGACAGCAGUUCAGAAUGAUAUCCUGGAUUUAUCUGUGAAAAGAAUAACGUCAUUCUGUCUUUCUAGAAAAAAAAUUUCAUUAACAACUACUGCCAGCCUGAUAGGUUGUGGACCAAACAGCAGCGGCCCGAUUGAUGACUGCAUGGCGUUGUCCUUCAGUAUGUGCCUGCAUUCUCUCUGAGAAUCCUGCACUGUGAUUAGCACUUGACAUCUGUGAAUAUCUUGACUCCAGCCCAGCUGACCAAGUAUUCUUGUAGAUGUUAAUGAAAUUAUUCAUCAUUCUUAAGGUCACGUGUGAGUUUUGCAUGAUCAUGGCUGACUUGUUCAUCAUCGCAGCAUUAAGUGUCAAGAAUGUAUUUUCAUGUUUGAGGAAUGAGGAAUUCAGUACUGUGUAUAAGGGAAUGUUUCUACUUGCAACUGUGAAUUACCACAUUGAGAGAUCACUGGUUGACUUAAAUGAUAUCUAGUUUUUGAAUGCUAGUGCUAGAUAAUUUAAUUUAGAUUCCAUUGCAUCCCUAGGUGCAUGUUUUCCAUUGUUAUUUUAUAGAACAAUCAUUCUUUACUGCUCAUAUUGGUAUUUUUAUACUCUGAAAGAUGAAAAUGCUAGGAUUGAUAAACUCUUUGAAAUAAAGGAUAGUUUUCAAUGAAAGAUAAUGCUAGCCUGGUGCAAUACACCAGCAACACUGUUAGAAAAGUGAGGAAGUAAGUGACAGUGAUGGCCUCAGCUUGGACAUAGGUCAAUGUUAGCCCCAAGUUUUGCAUUUAGAAUGUUGCAAUCAGGUAUGAGACAUUUCACACUGGGGACUCGAGUUCUGCAGUGUGGCUCUGCUGUGGUGACAGCAUAACCAGGGAUGGCUGGCACAGCUUGUGGGGGUCCUGGUGAAUUGGUGCUAACAUCUUGAUUACUCCUGCAGGCACGCAGAUUACUCUUGCUGUUAACAGAUACAAUAUACAUAAUGAGCUUAGCGUGAUUAAAUAUUUUGGUGAUGUCAUUUUCUACUAGCUAUAUUUUCAAAAUCCUCUUCAAGCAAUGCUUGUAGAACAUGUGGCAGUAAUCCAAUACAGAUGACACAAACAUAGCACAGUGAGAAAAUCCAGAUCUGAGAGAGAAAUGGCAACAAGUACACAUGAAAAAAACUGUUAAUGUCAUCUGACAUUCCAGAGUGGGACAAACCUAAACCUGUGAGCAACUUGGAAAGAAAAACCUUUCUGGGUUAAACCUCAACUAGCUCGUUCCCAUGCAGAGCUCCUAGGCUGGCAGUGGUAAGCAAAGCACAUGUGCUGCACCAUCUGGGUCAGUGCUCAGAAUAUAGACCUGUGUGUCAUCCACCACAGCCAGAUGGUGGCACAGCCCACUGGCCCCACUGCUGUCUUCGCUUACAGACUCAGGUGAUAAAACAAGAACUCCAAAGACUGCUACACAAGUAAGCAGUCACAUAAUCUUAGAAAUUAAAUGGCUAACCUAAGCUUAUGAAUGCCUUCCCUGGGGUAUUUUGAACAGAAACACUUCAUGUAGGAUGUCUGUUUGCUUCCAUAUAACGAGUUUGAUUUUUGGUUUUUUGAGAACUCUUUAGCUUUCAUGCUACAAAAGAAUUAAGUGAAUGUCUAAGUGGCUUUCUGAAUAUAAUUUAUCAUAGCAAUACCAUAUCCUAUACUUUAUUGGAGCCAGUAGCAAUGGUGGUGUUAGUCUCUUGACCAGACAGAUUCAGGGUUGUUGAAAUUACAGCUGGCUUGUUUUUACAAGUACAAACAAUAAUGUGCAAGAGAAAGCUAAGCAGCUCGAAGACGAGCAGGGACUGUGCCAGCCUGCUCCUCCCAGACAUUUUAUAAAUCAUGCAUACUCCUAGUAGAAUUAUUUAUGAAAUGUUUAUGAGAGCACUGUAUGAAAAGAAAUAAACACAGGGCAAACUGUC